Myotis davidii is the source of this 3610-nucleotide messenger RNA. It is a transcript of the gene BBS9, whose product is annotated as Bardet-Biedl syndrome 9. NCBI's taxonomy places the organism in Eukaryota, Metazoa, Chordata, Mammalia, Chiroptera, Vespertilionidae. Bases 562 to 3237 code for a protein of 891 amino acids. The record is from RefSeq and is a predicted model, not a curated record. The transcript is spliced from 23 exons. Gene Ontology annotation, cellular component: membrane; BBSome. Gene Ontology annotation, biological process: cilium assembly.
CUCCUCGGCCUCAGCCCCUCUGGACUACAGCCCCCAGAAGGCCUCGGGGCUCUGCCCUCGGACUUGCGCAGUAGCGUUCGUUGUAAAGCGCUAUGACAACUGGUCGAAGAUGGUUUGGAGUUAGGCACCGGUGGGGAGGUGUCCCUUCCGCUGCUGCUGUCCUUUUCCUGCUACACCUCGCUCACUGCCUUCAUCCUUUCCUCCUCUGUGCGAUCAGCAGGACGUGCCGUUCUUGCCUGCCUGAUCUCUCCCAAGGGACUGAUGCCGUUUCCCCUGCUCGUGUCCGGGGGUGACAGAGAAGGGAUGCAGAGGAGCUUCUUGGGGUGAUUCCUCCAACUCUGGAACUGGUGGUGCUACCUGGCGAGGCUGUCCCCUUGCCCGGGACGUGGGACAAGUUGGAGGAGGAGAACGAGAGGGAGUAGUGAAGUCAGGGUUGCUCUUCUCUGCACCCCCAGCUCUUACUCUCUCGUUCCAGCCCUGGGACCCUGGCAGGCGUUCUGCGGAGAGAGUUCCAGGCAAGGUGGGGCAGGACCCACCUGAUCGGCGUCAGAGUGAACGAAAAUGUCUUUAUUUAAAGCCCGUGAUUGGUGGUCUACUGUUCUGGGACAAAAAGAAGAAUUUGAUCAAGGCUGUUUGUGUUUGGCUGAUGUUGAUAAUAGUGGAAAUGGACAAGAUAAAAUAAUUGUGGGUAGCUUUAUGGGAUACCUACGAAUCUUUAACCCCCAUCCUGUAAAAACAGGAGAUGGGGCUCAAGCUGAAGAUUUGCUUCUAGAAGUUCAGCUACGAGAUCCAAUACUACAAGUGGAAGUAGGAAAGUUUGUUUCAGGCACUGAAAUGCUUCAUUUGGCUGUGUUGCAUUCUAGAAAACUUUGCGUCUACUCUGUCUCAGGAACCUUGGGUAAUGUGGAACAUGGGAACCAGUAUCAGAUCAAACUGAUGUAUGAACAUAAUCUUCAGAGAACAGCCUGCAAUAUGACUUACGGAUCAUUCGGUGGUGUAAGAGGUCGAGAUUUAAUUUGUAUCCAGUCAAUGGAUGGGAUGCUGAUGGUGUUUGAGCAGGAAAGCUAUGCCUUCGGGAGGUUUCUCCCUGGUUCUCUCUUGCCUGGCCCCCUUGCCUACAGUUCCCGGACAGACUCCUUCAUCACUGUCUCUUCCUGCCGACAAGUGGAAAGUUACAAGUACCAAGUACUCGCUUUUGCAACAGAUGCAGAUAAAAGACAGGAGACUGAACAGCAAAAACUUGGUUCUGGAAAAAGACUUGUUGUAGAUUGGACUCUAAAUAUUGGAGAGCAAGCCCUUGAUAUAUGUGUUAUGUCUUUCAAUCAGUCAGCAUCUUCUGUUUUUGUUCUUGGUGAAAGAAACUUUUUUUGCCUUAAGGACAAUGGUCAGAUUCAAUUCAUGAAGAAACUUGACUGUAGCCCAAGUUGUUUUCUCCCGUACUGCUCAGUUUCUGAAGGAACAAUAAAUACUUUGAUUGGAAACCACAGUAGCCUGUUGCAUGUUUAUCAGGACGUGACACUGAAGUGGGCCUCUCAGCUUCCCCACGUGCCUGUCGCAGUGAGAGUGGGCUCUUUACGUGAUUUAAAGGGGGUAAUAGUUACCCUGAGUGAGGAUGGUCACCUGCAGUGUUCAUACCUGGGGACAGACCCGUCUUUGUUCCAAGCCCCCAAAGUUGAGUCCAGAGAACUGAAUUAUGAUGCACUUGAUGCAGAGCUGAAAGAACUUCAGAGAAUCAUUAAAGAUGUUAACAAAUCACAAGGUGUUUGGCCCAUGACUGAGAGAGAAGAUGACUUGAAAAUUUCUGCCGUGGUUUCUCCUGACUUCGACUCCGUGUCUCAAGCUCCUGACGUUGAAGUGGGAACUGACCUUGUCCCUUCAGUCACAGUGAAGGUCACACUGCAGAAUCGAGUGGCAUUGCAAAAAGCCAAAUUAUCAGUCUACGUGCAGCCACCUUUGGUAUUGUCACGUGACCAAUUCACUUUUGAAUUGACCGCACCAGAGAUGACUAGAACAGUGGCCUUUUCUGUUUUUCUGAAAGGAAGUUAUGCACCACCUGAAUUGGAAGGAAAUGCUGUUGUUUCUUAUGCCAGACCAACAGAUCGAAGUCCUGAAGGCAUUCCUCGGGUUACCCAAUGUAAAUUCAGACUUCCCCUGAAAUUAAUCUGUCUACCAGGCCAACCUUCAAAAAUUGCAAGCCACAAACUAACGAUUGAUACCAACAAACCUCCAGUCAGCCUUCUCAGUCUCUUUCCAGAAUAUGAAAAUGCCUCCAGGAUUUUUCCCUUGCCUGUUCAAAGGCGAGUAGCUUAUAUCAACAAGCUAGUAAUAAGCAUUUUUAUUAAUUAUUUUUUCCCUCUCCUAGAACGAUAUCGCAUUCAGAGUGAACAAUUUGAAGAUCUUUGGCUCAUAACAAAUGAACUUAUUAUCCGCCUCGAAGAAUAUUUUGAAAAGCAGGGAAGCAAAGAUUUCGCAUGUUCUUUUUCUGGAUCCAUGCCCCUUCAAGAAUAUUUUGCAUUGAUCGAUCAUCAUUUUGAGCUGCGGAUAAAUGGUGAAAAGUUGGAAGAACUCUUAUCUGAAAGAGCUGUGCAAUUUCGGGCCAUCCAGCGCCGGCUGUUAACAAGGUUCAAAGACAAAACUCCUGCCCCCCUCCAACACCUGGACACGCUGCUGGACGGCACCUACAAGCAGGUGAUGGCGCUCGCAGACGCCGUGGAGGAAAACCAAGCCAGUGUGUUCCAGGCGUUUAGCAGGCUGCGCAGCGCCACGCACCUGCUGCUUCUGCUGGUCAGGCUGUGGCAGAAGCUCAGCGUUGACCAGGUGGCCAUCCUGGAGGCGGCGUUCCUGCCUCUGCAGCAUGACACUCAGGAACUGGGCUGGGAGGAAACGGUGGAUGCGGCGGUUUCCCACCUCCUGAAGACCUGCCUCUCCAGGAGCUCCAAGGAGCAGGCUCUGAGCCUGAGCAGCCAGCUGAGCAAGCCCAGGGACACCAGCCGCCUGAAGAAGCACAUCACCUUGCUCUGCGAUCGCCUGGCCAAAGGCGGCCGCCUCUGCCUGAGCACCGACGCGGCGGCCCCGCCCGCCAUGGUCAUGCCAGGCGGCUGCGCUCCGAUUCCAGAGUCAGACCUGGAGGAAAGGGCAACAGAACAAGACUCCACCGAGCUGUUCAGCAGCCACAAGCACCUCACGGCGGAGCCGCCCACGCCUGAAGUUGCACCCCUGCAAGGAGUCUCGGAAUAGUUCACGUAGAGUUGUCCGGUUGAGGGGAAGAUGGCUUGCCCCGGGCUGACGCUGUGUGGACCUCGUGCCAAGCGCAGGCGUAGGGCUGGCCCAGGUGCUUCCUCUAGCUCACCUGUCUGGACAUGGCACCGUGUAGAGAUGGGGGCCAGGACUUUUAUUUUGAUGGGCAAGUCCACUGAAACUUGUCCUACCAGGAGACGACAUUGCUGCUUGGUCAUCCGUGGGUUACAGCCACGGGAGACAGUGACACGGCAUCUUUCUGGGACAGACUUUAUAAUGCAGAGACCUAGAUCCAAAAUAAUUUGAUAACCGUUAUUUUUCAGAAUUCUUAUAUAUAGUACAUGUAUCAAGUUUAAUAAAACAGCUCAUUGUC